Physcomitrium patens is the source of this 2377-nucleotide messenger RNA. Its product is annotated as putative alpha-amylase 2. NCBI's taxonomy places the organism in Eukaryota, Viridiplantae, Streptophyta, Bryopsida, Funariales, Funariaceae. The record is from RefSeq and is a predicted model, not a curated record. Gene Ontology annotation, molecular function: alpha-amylase activity; calcium ion binding. Gene Ontology annotation, biological process: carbohydrate metabolic process.
AGCCUCCCAUUUCGUUUUUGCUUCUCUUGUUGGUAAUUUACUUGCGAUAUUUCACAAUAUGCAGCAAUCUCAGGUUUUCCUCGAGGCUUGUUGUUAUUUUUUUUCGAGAUCUGUUCUGCGCGAUUUUAGUUCUACCGAAGCUGUUUAUGCUUGGAUGGAUCCGGGUGAGGGUGGCGCACUGUGUCGCAGUUAUGCUUAGCGGAAGGUAAGAAGAGGAGGUGACCUAUAUCCGUAGUGUCGGAAGGAUCGUGACUUUGUUUUGCGAUUGUUUACUCUGAUCCUCGCUGAAAUUCGAAAGAGAAUGCUGGUGGAGUGAUUGUGAAAAUAAAAAUUGGAUAGCCUCGGGGGAUAUUCUUUUCAGCGGACUUGCAAUGGCAACCUCUGGCGGAACGUGUGGAGAUGUGGAUCUCGGCCUUCUUCAUAGUGCUUCUUUUCUCAAAUUUCCGAUUGACAAGCCGAAUGAUCCUAACAGAGAAAUCCAGUCUCGCCUGAGUUUCUUGCUGUUGCUCACUGGUGUGGGAACCACCUUAGGUUUCAAGGAAGUUUUAUUUCUGGAAAGAACUCUGGAGUUGUCUUGCAGAGAAAGAGAACGCGUACAGAAAAGGCCCCGCUUAAGUGCUUGUCUAUCAGUUGGUGAGACGAUACUUGACGGGGAGGAGGCGGUGGAUGGAGCUGGAGAAAGCAAAGGUGGUAAAUCACCGAUGCAAGAUGACGGGUCAGAGUCCCUUUCCUCGUCGCAGGAGUUUGCAGAGAAGGGGAAGGAAGAUUCAGCGAAGAAAGAAGUGUACACUGAACGGUUUAAAUCCAUCGACACAAGAGUGGAAGAGGUGGAGGAUGCACGGUGUGAUGAAAGUGGUGAGGAUCUCAUUCGCCGAGGUAAAGAAAUCUUUCUUCAGGGUUUUAACUGGGAAUCUCACAAGCAGCAGUGGUGGCGGUCACUGAAAAGAAAGGUCUCGGAGCUUGCUGGUUGGGGUUUCACUUCUUUGUGGCUUCCUCCUGUUUGUGAUUCGUUGGCCCCACAAGGCUACCUCCCCAAGAAUCUAUACAAUUUGAAUUCGGCCUAUGGUAGUGAAGUUGAACUGAGAAGCUUGUUGCAGCACAUGAAGAAAAGUGGCUUGAAGCCCAUGGCCGAUAUAGUAAUCAACCAUCGAGUAGGUAGCACUCGAGGAAAAGGAGACCUUUACAAUCGUUAUGAUGGACUCCCUAUGCCUUGGGACGAGUAUGCCGUCUCAUCGGACACUGGCGGGCUGGGAAAGCCAAGCACGGGAGAGAUAUUCAAAGGUGUGCCCAAUUUAGACCACUCAAGUGAAGUUGUUGCAAAUGACUUGAAGAACUGGCUGGAAUGGAUGCGCAAGGAUGUAGGCUUUGAAUGCUUUCGGUUUGACUAUGCGAAGGGAUAUAGCCCUAAAUUUGUGAAGGCCUACAUAGAAGCUUCGAAGCCUAGACUGGCUAUCGGCGAGUACUGGGACACCUGCAAGUAUAUCGGACCCAAUUACCUUCUUGAUUAUAACCAAGAUGCUCACAGACAGCGAACAGUUGAUUGGAUUGAUGGAACUGGUGGCUUAUCAUGUGCAUUUGAUUUUACUACGAAGGCUAUCUUGCAGGAAGCAUGUGCCAAAGAGGAAUGGUACCGACUUCGUGAUGCACAAGGGCGCCCACCUGGGCUGUUGGGUGUGUGGCCCUCGAGAGCUGUGACAUUCAUAGAUAACCAUGAUACGGGAUCCACCCAAGCGCACUGGCCCUUCCCUCGCAAUUGUGUUGCACAGGGUUAUGCUUACAUCCUCACUCAUCCUGGUCAGCCUUGUGUGUUUUACGAUCAUUUGUAUGAGUGGAGCGGCGACUUGAAGAGGGUUAUUCUAGAAUUGAUUGAUAUUCGCAGGAAACUUGAGGUUCAUAGUCGAUCGCACAUCACGAUACUUGAAGCAGACACGAAUGGUUAUUCAGCCGUUGUUGACAACAAGCUGUGCGUGCGAUUAGGCAACACUGAAUGGACCCCUCCCUCUGAUAGUCUCUGGGAACUUACUCUCUCGGGCAGUGGCUAUAUGAUAUGGAGUAAACCCCAGCCGCUCUUAACCUCUCAAUGAGCGUCUUGCUCGUGAAUUUCAGACGCAUUCAGCAUUUAUUUAUUAUACAUGAAUUGUCCAUUGUAAAGUGGAUAAGGAUCCCGUAGCGAUCUACAUUAAUUUCUUAUGAUUGGCUUGCGAAACAAUCACUAGUUGCCACAGCAGUCACCUUGACUUGUGUGAUGAAUUAGUAUUUUCAAACACUUUUACAUAUUUGAAUAGUUUCCUGAAGCCACUGCAUUGUGGUCGGGUUAUCUGAUAGUUGGAAUUUAACAAUUAUUGAUUUUAUAAAAUACAUAUACGAUUUAUUUUUA